CGCGUGUGUAGAUCCGCGCUGCGGCAGCGUGCCUGGGCUCCUCUCGCCUCCAUCUGCAUUGACACCGGGGCUGCUUCACGUCCUCUCACCGGCUUCAUUGCGGGGCCCUGUGCGUGUGCGCGUGAACGUGCGCGUGUGCAUGCGCGCCCUCAUCCACCUCGCGUUUUUGUGUGCGUGUUUUUUUUCUUCUUUUUCUUUUUUUUUUUUUUUUGGUGUGUCCGUUCAUUUUGUCCGAUCUCGCCCGGGCGCUCCAACCCCGGUUAGCGCGAUGCACUGAGAAAAAAAAAAAAACAAAAAAAAAAAACGAGACGGACAUUUUUUUGCACCGCGAGACGAAACGAUGGCGAUGAUGACGAUGAUAGCUUCUUCACCAAACGUAGCCUCCAAAUGUUCGACGGCCAUGGCGAAGCCUUCUUCCCUCCCCGUCAAGCUCUUCCUCUGGCUCUUUAUUGCCGUCCAUCUCCCAACCAGCUCCUUUCAAACCGAUGAUGAUGAUGAGGUAACCAACAAGACGUGGGUGCUGACCCCCAAGGUAUACGAAAGUGACGUCACGCAUAUCCUUAACGGCCUGUUAGAUGGAUACGACAACAAACUGAGGCCUGACAUCGGAGUUAAACCUACAGUGAUCCACACAGACAUGUUUGUCAACAGCAUCGGCCCAGUGAAUGCCAUCAAUAUGGAAUACACCAUCGACAUCUUUUUCGCCCAGACCUGGUACGACAGAAGGCUAAAAUUCAACAGCACGAUGAAGGUGUUGCGUCUCAACAGCAACAUGGUCGGGAAAAUCUGGAUCCCUGAUACAUUUUUUCGCAACUCGAAGAAGGCAGAUGCUCACUGGAUCACCACUCCCAAUCGCAUGCUCCGAAUCUGGAACGACGGACGGAUACUCUACACGCUAAGGUUGACCAUUGAUGCUGAAUGCCAGCUAAAACUGAACAACUUCCCCAUGGAUGAGCAUUCAUGUCCUUUGGAAUUUUCAAGCUAUGGCUACCCCAGGGAGGAGAUUGUGUACAAGUGGAAGAGGAGCUCAGUGGAGGUUGGAGAUAUCCGCUCCUGGAGGCUUUACCAGUUUUCCUUUGUGGGCCUGAGGAACACUUCGGAGAUUGUCAGGACCGUUUCAGGAGACUACGUUGUGCUGACGGUCUUCUUUGACUUGAGCAGGAGAAUGGGCUACUUCACAAUCCAGACCUACAUCCCUUGCACUCUGAUUGUUGUUCUCUCUUGGGUCUCAUUCUGGAUCAACAAAGAUGCCGUGCCAGCCAGGACGUCGCUAGGCAUCACCACUGUGCUGACCAUGACCACGCUGAGUACCAUAGCCAGGAAGUCUCUCCCUAAAGUCUCCUACGUGACUGCCAUGGACCUGUUUGUGUCCGUCUGCUUCAUCUUCGUCUUUGCUGCGCUAAUAGAAUACGGCACGUUGCACUAUUUUGUUAGCAACCGGAAGCCCAGCGCCAAAAAGGAUAAAAAGAAGAAAAACCCGCUCCUCCGGCUCUUUUCCUCCAAGCAGACGCCCACGGUGGACAUCCGCCCGCGCUCGGCCACGGCCAUCCAGAUGAACAACGCCACGCACAUGCAGGAGCGUGACGAGGAGUACGGCUACGAGUGUCUGGACGGCAAGGACUGCACCAGCUUCUUCUGCUGCUUCGAGGACUGCCGCUCGGGGGCGUGGCGACACGGCCGCUUGCACAUCCGCAUCGCUAAGAUUGACUCGUAUGCGCGCAUCUUCUUCCCCACCGCGUUCGGUCUCUUCAACCUGGUCUACUGGGUGUCCUAUCUCUAUCUCUAAGAGCGCGCGUCCGGCCUUAUCACCAAUGUGGGACUUCUUCAGUGUUAUUCCUUAUCAACAUCUUAUUCGUUUUGGGCGUGACGGACAUCGCAAAUCUUGUAGCAGUCCAUUUAACCGGCAUGAAAAGAUCGAUAAACACUGAUUAUAAUUAUCCCUGCGUGUGUUAAUCUUCACUGUGCCAAUGCCUCGUUUUUGUUGUUUUUUUUUUUUUUUUUGUCGCACCCAGACAAAUAGAAAAUAACCCGUUGUUGAUGUACAGUAUAUUUUACGUGAAAUACUACACAAUGUCAAUCACUUUUUUAGGGAUGGGAUACCUUUUCAAUCACGGGCGGAUGUUAUUUUUCUUUUUUUAAAGGGGACGAGAGACUCCCUGCCGAAUGUUCUGAACUCCUGUUUUCAUGCCAGUGUUGUAUUGAGCAAAAUAACGUGACCAAAAGCGGUUUGUUAAGUUGCCUCUGCUGGUGGCUGCGUGCCAUUUAGAGCAGUCAAUGAUAUUAUUAUGCUUAUCCCUGGAGGAAAUGUCUUCUAAUAGCACAACGAAACGUCACAUUUCUACACGUGGUCAGAGCUAUGAUGACUGUACAGACACUGUAUAUAUUUUACAAUCACACACUGUAUAUAUUAUUGCAUGCACCUUUCAAGGCCAAAACAAUCUAUUUUAUUGUUUUUUGGGGGGCUGCAGUUGGGUGUCAUUCAGGGUUUCAAUACACUUUCUCCACACACAGCUGGUCAGGGUAGAGUUUAGUACGUAGGGACUGUUUUGUGUUAAAAGCAGGCAUUUAGAUCACGAACUGUGCUUGUGCAAGAUGAGACACAAAAAAAAGGUGCAGAAUGACCUGAAUAUGAUGCCAUUUGGUCUAGAGAUCAGUGUUAAUACUUUUAUGUAUUUAUUUGUUGCAUCGAUUUGCAUAUCAUACACACAUUAUAAUGCGCCUGGUCUGCCAGAGCAUAAAGCAACAGCGCAAGAGGGAUCAUUAGUGUUUCCUAGUGGUGGGUCAAACUAUACUGAAGUAUCGAUGCCUUAUGAUACACAAGGAGUGAUAGAUACUGUGUCCCUCCAUGUGUGUCACUUUAAAACUGCGAAGCGCCAACAUGAUUUUAUCAGGAAGAAAUGAUGUCCUCUCAUAUCAAAUGAAGUCGAAAAAGUGAAAAAUUCCGGCGUCUGGGAUCAUUUUGGUCUUAUUGCGCCAAAUAAAUUAAAUGUUCCUAUUUUCUGGUUUACUAUUUGGCUCAUUGACCAGAGUCGCCGGUUUCGUGUUCAUUUCUGUACAGAUAUAUGUUUUGAAAAAAAAUACAAAAUUAUAUUUGCUAACUAUUCAUUUUAUUCACAGGUAGGGACUUUUUUUGUUAAACAGAUGGCAGAUGACCAUGAUAAAACAGUAACACGUUAUCUGUGCAGUGUCAAUACAGCAAGUGAGUGUGCCAUACACUCACUGAAGUGUCAUUUACCCAUCAGUAGUGUUGCCAUAUUAGCGAGUAAUCAGAACCGUUAAGCGACAAGUCUUGUGGAGACUAAAAUGAAAGCACAUAUCUCUCUUAACGAGCAAUGGGUGCUGUUGCGGGCCCCUUCUCCAUCGAAAGGCGCUGGCCGGCAGCAAAAAAUAAAUAAAAGUUUAUAGUUUGAAAUACAUGUUUUUGAUAAUAUUUGUUGCUUACUUUUCGCAAAUGCGUAAUGGCCAAUUAUGCAAGUUUGACAAUUUUCCCUGCCAUCACAAAUAGAAACACUGAAAUGUGUACAAUUAUGUAAAAAACAAAAAAGUAGUGAGUUAGAGCUUUUCUGCCUGUCACUCACAUGCAAACCGGUUAUCAAGUGGAAUGGAGAGAACGUUAGGAAAGUUUGCAAACAGAGGCACUAUCAUGCUAGUUUUAAAGUCAAAAACAAAAAUCAAUGAACUGCCCAGCCACUAAAAAAAACGUAUUUGUAUUGUAAUUUACGAGUUAUAACACUAAUACUGAAAAACUAGUAUAUAUUUUCUCCUAGUUUUUUUUUGUUUUUUUUUUAUAAUAUUUGGUCAGUAUUGUAUAUGUGCUUGGAAAACUGCAGUUCACCUAGACGACAAAGCAACAUUCCACCCUUAAAACAAGUGUGGGAAAAUUACCAAAAAAACACAAUGCCACCAUUAAUUGAGUUUGUCAUCAAUAGUGGUUUUAUUUAAAUGUUUUCAACAGUAUCUCUGAGAUUCCUCUGAUUUUAGAAUUGCAUGGAUUAAAUGCUCUGCCCGAAAAUGUCACAUUAAAAACACGCGUUCCAUUAAAAAAAACAAAAAAACAUGAGCAAGCCUUAUUACUGAGCAUCUCACUUCAUGUUGGUGUAUACUUGCUGUCAUUCUCUUGGAAGGAAAGCUUAUGAUUUGUAAAUGUGUAUAAUAUAUGAUGCAAAAACAUAAAAAAAAUAAACCCUGGCCGUUUUUACAAAACAAAAAACAAAACAAAAAGAAACAAGGGUGGGGGGGGGUGUAAAUCACAUUAUUUCUGUACAUAAAUGAUGAAACGAAGGGUAUAAAUAUAUAUUUUGUAAUUUCCGCUUGUCACACUAUAUCAAAUGACAGUAUCUUAGACUUAUUUAAUGGACUGAACACGGAAUAAUCCAAGAGUGGAUGCUAUAUAUAGUUUAUUUAUGGUAUUUAUUUAUUUCAUGGAAAUAAAUUGUACUUUAUGUUUAAACAAACAAAAAAAAAAAUCUACGCAUUCGAUGCAAAGAGUGCAUUUUUGACGUCGAUAUGUCAGUGCGCCGACUUCUCUUUUUCUUUGUUGUGAUCGACGUUCUCACUGAGGCCUGUCCAACUGUUUUGUUUUUUCUAUUGUGAUUUCUCUGUCAUGCCACUACACAACAAGGAGCGAUCCGGGAACAAUGUCCCAUGUGACACGUUUGUCAUGUUAUUUUAUUUUUUUUCCCCUGUACUCUUAACGCUGAUCCUGCCACACUACCAGCAUCAUUGGUUGGUGCACUCAAGCAGUGGUUCUCAAACGUUUCCCACAAAUACCACCUCAGAAAACACUUUUCAAGUAUCACCAUAAUACGAUACAGUAGCGUAGUAAGCCCAAACAUUCAUUAAAAGCAAUGCAGAUGUUUUAUUUAACCAGUAUAUUUCAUAUUUGUGGGCACUUACAUUACAGUUCGAACAGUAACACUGUUUGGAUGUUUCAUUGUGUGAUUCUUUAGAUAAAGCCUUCAUACCACUAGUAAUACCCGUACCAAAGUUUGAGAAUCACUGUUCUAAAGCAACCUUUUCCAAACUGAGAGCUGGGAUGAAAAAAUGUUAUAAACUUGUUUUUUUUUUUGUUACCGAAAGGCCCCUUUGUGAAAAGUAAGCUUAUUAUUGAUCAGCAAUCAGGCACUCAUUUUACUGGCAUUAUUGAUCUGUUUUUUGUGUUAUUAAUCAUAGCUUCAUGUACAUCAGGGGUGUCCAAUUGUCGGCCCCAACACCACUAGUGUGACAUGUGGACAACCCUGAUGUAUUAAGUGUCAAAUGUAUGCUAACACAGGUUUUAUGUCUUCCAGUAAAUAAAAGAAACAGAAUUUUUAUUUUGGAAUACUAUAGUAGUGUCAUAUCGCUUACAGUAGGGAAGGAAUUAAUAUGGCCCCAUUUCUGGGUGGAUCAGAUUAGAGGAAUAAGGGGAGCGGGGGGUUAAUCAUUAUUCAAUGCAGUCUGCGGAAAAUGAUGGAAAGUGCCACUCUGCAUCGCAACUGACGCUGUGGUCAAAAUUGGAAUUGCUAUUAAAAAAAAAACACAGUUUAAGACAUUCAACAUUCUCCUGCCGGCUAAAGCAGAGGCGGCAAGUUUGUCACGUUUCAUGUGCCAGGUAUGCCGUGACAAAUAGGUUCAUAUGAAUCCCCUACCUAUAAUGUACAUUGUGACACUACUUGUUUUCACACCAGAAAAUAACAAAACCAGAAUUGUAAAGUGCAUAUCAUUUUUGUUAGUGAGUGUUUGGGGUUAAAAAUGACACUUAACCCCCAAACCCCCACUCCCCAGAAAAACUGAAGGCUGCAAUGAUUAUUUUCUUUUUUUUUUUUACUUCUCAAACAUUUUAAAGGUUGUUCAAUGUUGGUUAAAAUGUUUAGCAGGUAAAUGUUUUAAAAAUAAUGCCUACAUAUCAGCUUUUGUGUUUGUCUUAAAUUAAUGUGUUGAACCUGACGAUAAAACGACUGGUUUUUGAGGGACGAAAAAACAUUUUGAAUUCAAUUUUUUUUUGUUUACUUUUUUGCUCAUGUCUUAUUCAACGAAUAUAUGAAACAUGUCAUGUUUUUUUUAAUCAGACAAUGUCACAUUUAAAAAUAAAUCAUGCACUGUAAAUGUAUACUAAUUCAAAACGGACAUUGAUUAAAUUGCCUUCACAGGGUUAAAGUGUGUGUGUAUACAUAUAUACACACAUAUACAUACAUACAUACACACACAUAUAUAUAUAUAUAUAUAUAUAUAUAUAUAUAUAUAUAUAUAUAUAUAUAUAUAUAUAUACACACACACACACACACACACACAUACAUACACACAGAACCUAUCAAAGGGUUGGUAUUUUUAUUAGAUUUUUAUAUAUAAUAUAUAUAUGUAUAUAUACAUAUAUCUACAGUAUAUAUAUAUAUACACAUAUAUAGAUAUUUAUUUAGGGGUCUAAAAUGUUUUUACAUGUUUUGAAAAUUGAAGGAAUGUUUGGCUUUGGGGUGUUGCGGAAUAAUUGCCAGUGUUACAUACACCUCUGAAAGAAUCGGACAUUGAAUUUUUUUUACAUGAAAAAAACUAUUUUAAGUAGUAAAAAUCAUGUAACAAAUAACAAAAAUGACGGCCUAAAUACAACAAAAAAUAAAGGUUUCCUUCAUUCAUCGGUUAAUAUAUUCUACAAACGUACAAACAGUGUAGGUUAUUGAUUGUGUCAUAAAAGGAUGGCACUUUUAAGUGUGUGUGUAUGUCACAAAAUUACACGUUAAAAAGGACCAAAUUAACCAUGUUUACCAUUUUUGUGAUGUCUGCUAUUUAUUUUGAUACUUAUCAAUACAACAUUUCAUUAUACAAGUUUCUAAUAUAUAUGUUGUAAAAAAAGACGAGUUACAAAGCUUGGUUGAGAUUCUCUUGCAUCCCAUAUGUUACUUGUUUGGUAUCUAUGUCAUUCUUCAGUUGUGUGUACAUACUGACAAUGGGGGGGCACUGGGAGGUAUGUGUAGUGUCCAAACCUGUACUUUUCAUAAGGGAAAUGCACACAGCUGUGAAAUUUUACAAUAAAAUUGUUGCAUUCA
Nerophis ophidion (straightnose pipefish) is the source of this 7019-nucleotide messenger RNA. RefSeq names its product gamma-aminobutyric acid type A receptor subunit gamma2 (gene gabrg2). The transcript is spliced from 10 exons. Gene Ontology annotation, molecular function: inhibitory extracellular ligand-gated monoatomic ion channel activity; GABA-A receptor activity; benzodiazepine receptor activity. The coding region runs from base 341 to 1786 and encodes 481 amino acids. Gene Ontology annotation, biological process: synaptic transmission, GABAergic; chloride transport; nervous system process. NCBI's taxonomy places the organism in Eukaryota, Metazoa, Chordata, Actinopteri, Syngnathiformes, Syngnathidae. The record is from RefSeq and is a predicted model, not a curated record. Gene Ontology annotation, cellular component: neuron projection; GABA-A receptor complex; dendrite membrane.